Messenger RNA from Fundulus heteroclitus (mummichog), 6169 nucleotides. It is a transcript of the gene snrkb, whose product is annotated as SNF related kinase b. The transcript is spliced from 5 exons. Lineage: Eukaryota; Metazoa; Chordata; Actinopteri; Cyprinodontiformes; Fundulidae. The coding region runs from base 352 to 2094 and encodes 580 amino acids. The record is from RefSeq and is a predicted model, not a curated record. Gene Ontology annotation, biological process: microtubule cytoskeleton organization; intracellular signal transduction; protein phosphorylation. Gene Ontology annotation, cellular component: cytoplasm. Gene Ontology annotation, molecular function: ATP binding; protein serine/threonine kinase activity; tau-protein kinase activity.
ACGCCCAGCUCACAUUGAUUAAGCCGCUGCGGAGCGGGCGCGCGGCUCUUCAGCUGAGAGAGAGAGAGAGUCAUAUCAGGAAAAAGAAGAAGAAGUGCAAAGUGUGGCUCCGCGGCGAACCGACAUGGAGCGCCGUGAGGGAACAGAACUAGGAGGCGACGCUGCUCUGUUCCGCGUCUGAAUUCAGCGGUGACGCCGAGGCUUCGGGAGGCUGCGGGGAUAAGGAGCAGCUAUCACGGGACAUUUCCGCGACAAUGGCAACCCCCCAGCAUUGAGCAACUUUCCGCACCACAGAAACCUCGACACAGCCAGCUUCCCUCCUCCCUUUUGUUUGAAGCAAGCGUUUCAGCCAUGGACUCCUCCGGGGAGUUGACCUCAGCCUCUGAUGGGCCCGUGGACCCCAGGGGCUUCUCCGGCCGCUUGGAUCUCAGCGGCCUCUACCAUCUGGGCCGGACGCUGGGAAGGGGCCACUUUGCUGUAGUGAAACUGGGCCGUCAUGUCAACACAGGGCAACUGGUGGCUGUAAAGAUGAUCGACAAGACCAAACUGGAUGUCAUGGCCGCAAGCCACCUCUUACAGGAAGUCAGGUGCAUGAGGCUGGUGCAGCAUCCCAACGUGGUGCGGCUCUACGAGGUCAUCGACACGCCCACCACGCUCUACCUGGUCAUGGAGCUGGCCGAGGGUGGCGACCUUUACGAUUACAUCCUGCGGCACGAAGGAGGCGUGGCCGAGGGCACCGCCAAGCGUCACUUCGCCCAGAUUGUGCGCGCGGUGUCGUACUGCCACCAGCUGUGCGUGGUGCACCGGGACCUGAAGCCGGAAAACGUGGUGUUCUUCCCCCAGCAGGGCGCCGUGAAGCUGACAGACUUUGGCUUCAGCAAUUUAUUCCAGCCUGGGAUGAUGUUGGCCACCAGCUGUGGGUCGCUGGCUUAUUCUGCUCCAGAGAUCCUGCUGGGAGAGGAGUAUGACGCCCCAGCUGUGGAUAUCUGGUCUCUUGGGGUGAUCCUGUACAUGCUGGUCUGUGGCGUCCCUCCCUUCCAGGAAACCAACGACAGCGAGACCCUGGUCAUGAUUCUGGACUGCCGCUACUCCGUCCCUGAACAUGUCUCAGACGACUGCAGAGAUUUGAUCUCCAGGAUGCUGCAGAAGGAUCCGUGUCACCGUGCGUCUCUGGACGAGAUCGAAGCUCACGAGUGGCUGCAGGGCCUGGAUGACGCCCUCCUCAGCCCUGAGGCCCCACCACACUGGGUCACUGGGGCCCUCUCUGCCACAUCGCCCUCACUGUGCGCCCCCGAGUCCGGGGAUCUACUGGCUAUGAGGUCCUCGACUCAACAGACAUUUCCUGGGACGUGGCAGCCCAGCCUCAGCUUCAGCCUGCGUCCUGCUCCCGUCGAAGAGCCUCCUGUGGGCAAGAACGUCCCUGCGCUGCAGCAGAUCUGCGAGGAGGAGGAGGAUGAGGAGGAAGAAGAAGAAGAAGAACUGAAAGAACCAGAAGGGGAGGUUGAGGAAAUGGAGUGUAUAGAAGAGGAGAAAGAGUUUGGAAAUACAGAAAACGGUGAGGAGAAAAAGGCAGAGGAGAUGCAGAGAGAAAAUGAAGACAGUGGGUGUGUGAUUUCGGAUCAGCCGAUCAGUCAUCGGGAUGAGACGCUCAGUCAGACAUCUGAAGUCACCCCGUCCUCCCCAGCUUUUAGGGUGUCCUGUUGUCAGCUGAACGCCUCGAACAGACAGGAGGGACCGGACGAAGAGCUGGAACCGAACAACAACACGGGCAAACCGCCUCCGCUCCUCCCGACACCCGAGUCCUGUCAGUCGUGCAUCUCCGCGUCCUCAGCCAGCCUGCGGGAGAAAACGGAAAGGGAGGAAGAACCGGCCGAAAAGAACGAGCGUACGGAAAAGCCUCAACCCCAAAAUCCACAAGGUACCCGGGACGAGUCGGUACCGAGGGCGGAGCAAGGGAAGCGACAUAGCAUCAAGCUCAGAGACAGACUCUUCCAGUUCCCUUUGUGCGAGAAAGCUCUGGCCUUCAACAUACCCACACAAAACAAGCCCAAGAUCCUGCCGCUGGCUCAGUACAACUGCUGCCACGUGCUGUAGCAAACAUCGGCUUCAGGGCCGUUCUCUCUCUCUCCCUCUCUCUCUCUCCGGGCGCACGGGCUGCUUAGCAGUCAGCAGGUGGUUGGAGCCUGAACACAGACCUUGUGAAGUGGCACGCAGCUGAACUCUCUGCAGAGACAAGGAGCAAAAACAGCCCUCAGCCCACAAACACGCCGGCACAGCUUCACAAACACCCACUUCUGACUGUGUGCUCAUGUAAUAAACAUUAUUUUAGUGAGAGUCGACAGUGAGAUGUACAAAAGACUUCGUUUCCAUUUGCUGCUGUGUACAGGAGCGUCCACAGAAUAAAAAAAAAAGAAAAAGAAAAAUACUGUUUUUCAUUUGUAGCUUCGAGACAAAACUGGUCCAACUUCUUUGGAUGCGAAGGGGGUGUCGGUAAGAGAAGGAUGAGGGCAAGAUUUAUUUUAUUACAUAAGCUAAAGAUCAUUUUCUUUGAAGGUGCCUGUGAAGAUUAAACGGAUUCAUACUGAAGCCAGUCAGUCCAGAGCUGAUUCACUAUGCUGCAUAUUGUUUAUCAGCAGGAAUACAUCAUCAGCCACCUGACAAAUAUUUUCUCAAAAAUAUUUGAGUCUCUACAUCAAAAAAUGUGAAAAAAACAUAAGAUCUUUUAUUUUACGACAGAAAAAAAAAAGAAAAAUUACCCUCGUGUCUUUUUCUUUCUGUAUUUGGGUGUAAAAUCUUAGCAGUUUUUCUAUUUUCCAGUCGGAAACUCAUACCUAAAUGUGUUCCUCUAGUUCUUCUCUUCUCAUACUGUCUAAUAGCAUCAUAGAAGCGACACUCACACAGAGACAUUUCAGUUUGCCUGACUUCUCUAGCAGCUUGCUGUGGCUCCAUUGAGAAAAGCAGAAUAUGUGAUGUUUAUGCAGGGAGAGGAUCUGGUGACUGAAGUCAGACGCGACUAUUUUGUUUCAUGAGAGCGUUGGAAAUAACAAGGAUUUGUGUCACCUAGCUAUAGCUAAUACUUGCGAUGACAAUUUUAUUCCAGCCUUCACAAAGUGACAUGCUAGGCCUGCUGGGUACUUUUGAUUUUUCUUCUUUCUUUCUUUUUUUUUUUUUUUUAAUCAGAAAGUGUUUUUACCCCCAACUCAGUUUAUAGGUGGAUUAUGACGGUCUUUGAAUUAGUCCUGUCACAAGGGAAACGUUUUAGAACCCCUUUUGGCAGCAGUAACCCUUAGAUGUUGCUUUCUGCCUGACUUUAUCAGUGUCCCUUAUCAUUGCUACCGUGUUUGGGAUCUGUCAGACUUAUGGCUUCACAUUUGACUUUAAAAAGCUUUCAAGACGCCCAGGCGCUAUGGAGGAAAAAGAGCCCAAACCGUUAUGCCUUCACCAGCGUGAUUGACAAUUGGAAUGAGGUGUCAUAAUCUUUAAAGGGUCUAUAUCAUGCAAAAUCAACUUUUAUUUAAAGCUUUUAACUGUUUUAAAGCUAUUCAAAGUGGAAUUGUGCUUGAUUCCUGCAUGUCUGAGUGAAUUCUGCUGUUUGAGCUGCAGCUCAUCCCUGUCCUGGAAACUUGGGGGGGAAAGGCAAGCGUCUUUCUUCCGGGUUGGAACAAUGGCACCAGAAAUCAACUAAUUUUCAGAACAAAUGACUGCUCACUAGUGCCAAAGGCAAUAUUUAAAUAAAAACAUAUAUGCCUAAAGUUGACUUUGGAAGACUUAGAAAAGCAUGAUAUAGAAACUUUAACAUUUAGCAUGCUAACUGAGGCCUGUACAGUGUUGUUUUUUUCCCCUUGUAAAUAAUUGAAGCAGUGCAAGGCCUAACAUUGACAUCAAUCUGUUGGGAGGAUUGGCAGCUGUCUUAGAUUGUUUCCCUCUUAUAAAUAAUAUUUCUCGCUGGAGAAUGAUGGACUUCGAUUUGCUUAGAAAUUUAUAACCCUUUCCCAGAUUAAUAGGCAACAACAUUGACUUCUCUUGGCUCAUUGCUUUAGUCUUUCCAUUUUGGCGUGGCAUUAACAGAGCUGCGUAGAGGCGCUCACACUGAUUCAUCAAUUAAUGAGCGCAUUGAAUUAGCAGCUCCUGGCUGCAACUUUCCCCCUUAAAUAUUCAGGAAUACUUGUGAAUUUUGCAAUAAUAAUAAGGCUUGCAAUGUUUGGCCAUUAAAAAUAAUGUCUUUUAUGCCUUGUGCUCAUAGCAAACAAAGACCCCAGAUAGUGAGUAAUCUAUCCAGCUACUGGAAACAAAUAUAAAAUGUUUCAUUACCCAUCUCAACAGGGCUUUAUUCAUAAUGCUGCUUCUCGUCGGCGUCUGCUGUUGUUAUUGAAACAGCAUAGUUGUAGUUUCAUAAUGAUUAAACAUCCCUUUUCUUUCUAAAGCUUUCUCAUUCCUUUAAAUAUGCAGUCAUAUUGAAUAUAAUUAAAGUUUGUUUUUAUCAUUCAGUUCACUGAGUGAAACACUUAUAUUAUCAGUCAUACACAGACUGAUGUUUUCAUGCCUUUAUUUCUAGUAAUUAAGACGGUUUUCUUCUUACAGCUAAUGAAAACAUGACAUUUAAGGUUAGAAUAUUAUAUCAGGCCAAUAAUAAAAAUUCUAAAACGAAUGUGGGCUUAAAGAAAGGUAUGUUUUAAUACCUGAUUAAAGGUUAUUUUCAAAAGGCACUUUUGACAAAGGAAACUCGUCGGAAAGCAUAUUUAAAUGUAUUGAAUAUGACUAUUUUAGGCAUAGAGAGCAUAAAUGCAUGGCACUUAAAUAAUUAACUACUCCAGGCAGUUGUUUGCAAUAUGCAUAGUGCAAACAAUAACACUGCGAUAUCAAUAAAUGUAUUUUUUUAUUGUACAGUCCUAGAGUCUACUUAUUUUUUCACUCACAGCUUUUCCGUUGUGACUUUGCUCUGUGUAAUAAAGUCGUAUUCAUUUUAUUUUAUUUUUUUACACCUAGGGUUAGAUUUAAAACUAUUGAGAAUCUGAGUUUUUGGGUCCGUCCAAGGGUAAUGUUUUAGAUGCAAGCUAUUGCUUUAAUCUCCAUUGGAGAUAAUUUCUGUAUUGUUCUUAGACAUGUAUCAGAGUUAUGUAUUUUACACCCAAAUACAUGAAAAAAAAAGUGUUACAUUUCAGGAUUUUUCAUUGAAGAUAAAUGGGAAUAUUAAUGAAUUAUUUGGUCGGUGUGCUUUAAAAUUUAUCCGUAAAGGAAAAGCGGUUGUAGGGUUGGUAUGACUUUUAAGAUGGACUGAUUUGUCGACUGUCCAGCUUGUCGUCCUGUAACUUUCCUCUGCACAUGUUUUUCACACUGGUUUCAAAGCUCUAAUAAGCUCGUAUGUAAACGACUGUUAUGAUACGUUGUGACACUGUAUAUAACACGCCUGAGACUUGGAGGAAACAUGUGAUCCGCUGCUCUCUUUCGUCCACAGUCUUAUUAACUGAAUAGCUUGUUCUGUAUACACGUCUUUAUGGGAUCCGUAACAAGGAUGCAGGUCUUCUUUUUGUUAUCUCCAUAUUUUUUUUCUUAAGGAUAUGAUUUUAUAACCUGACAAAGAUAUUAAUUAUCUGAACAGAUGUGUGACUUUGCAUGUUGCUGCAGAUAUUUAUCACGGUAUACCUCCAGGUGUCUUGGGUCUGACAGAGCAGCCAUUGUUCUUGUUUAACUGUUAAUAAUAACCCACUGAAUGAUGAAUUGCACACAGUACGAACACUGUAGCCGGUAGGUUUCUGCAAGCCGUGUCUGGGGACCCGUGUAGAUUCAGGCCGUCACACAAUAACUUUUUACUCACUUGCUGAAGAGUCCCUUUGUGUAGUAUUAUUUUACCACAUAACUGCCCUAUCUGUGCUAUACUUUCCCACUGUUAUGAAGAGAAACAGAAUCUGCCCAACGAACAUCAUCCAGCGACUGUCACUGACAUGUGAUUGUUUGCUCCCGGCCUAAAAAGAAGAGGAGCAUUCGUCACGUGAAAAUCCUAUCAUGACUCAUGUCUCUUCAGCCGUAAAAGCUUAAAACCCGUGCAAAUGAGGGAUAAAAUAAUUUGUUCCUGCGUCCUGUCCCUCUUUAAUGUCUGCUGACCUGCAUUUUAACCUGGAUUGUGAACUUAUUUUUCUCUAUUUAUUUAUUAAAAUGGAUUAAAGCAACA